AGUUCAAAUGAAUGUUAUCUGAAAAAACGUUAAAAUAGUAGGUAGGUAGAUAAGAGUUUAUUACUUCGAUAUUUGCUUUAGUAUCAUAGAUACAAUGAACGCAAUAACAACCAUACCGAUACUUUUGACGUUUACAAUCAAAUCGGUGCUUUCUUGUAAUCAUUUUACUGAACCCGAUGACUACAGAACGAAUUUUUAUAAUUUCAUGGAAUCUUUGGAAGUGUUAACAUUUGACACAUCCUGUCCUAAUCUACUCUCGAACAAUUUAAAAGACACAAUAUGGGAUUAUAGAAAAGAGCUUUAUUGUAAAUACAUGGACCAGCUAAUCGAUUGCAAGUGUAAAAAGAACGAAAACGAUUUUUUGAACUGUUUAUCGAAAAUUCGAACUGAAAUGAAAGCGGACGUUAACGAAUUUCAAAGUAAGAUCUCUCAAUGUAAUGAAAACUUUGAAUUACUCGUACCAGAUUGGUGUGGAAAUGUAUAGAAGAUUAAUUCUGACGAGGUAGAAAAGGAUAAGUAUUUACAAUUAAUUUAUUUUCGAUACUAGUAUUGAAUGUACCGUAAAAAAUAAAUAAACUAAUUUGAAAUAAACGUAAUA
Onthophagus taurus is the source of this 598-nucleotide messenger RNA. NCBI's taxonomy places the organism in Eukaryota, Metazoa, Arthropoda, Insecta, Coleoptera, Scarabaeidae. The record is from RefSeq and is a predicted model, not a curated record.